UCGUGAUGUGCCAGUUCAACACAUCUAUGACAUGCCCGAACACAGCAGCAGAGGAGACGAUAAGCGUGUCGUGAGCUCAGAGGAGGAGGUCUUGGGGCGCUCCCCCGGCAUGACGACCUGCACCUCCUGCCACCAGCAGGUCGUGACCGACAUCACCUACAAAGUCGGGAGGUUUGCCAAGAUGAUAUGCGCCCUCUUCGUCAUCCUCGGGCUGCUAAUGUGCCUGGUCCCCAUGCUCCUGCUUCCAUUUCCUCUCUGCAUGAAACAGUUCAAAGACGUGCACCACACGUGCCCGUGCUGCAGGGAAGUGCUGCACGUGGAGCAGAAGCGAUGCUGUCAAUGCCGAACAUGAGGGC
Molecule: messenger RNA, 356 nt
Organism: Cyclopterus lumpus (lumpfish)
Lineage: Eukaryota; Metazoa; Chordata; Actinopteri; Perciformes; Cyclopteridae
Product: cell death-inducing p53-target protein 1-like
Exons: 3
Coding region: 32-352 (106 amino acids)
Molecular function (GO): zinc ion binding
Source: RefSeq, a predicted model, not a curated record